Messenger RNA from Metopolophium dirhodum (rose-grain aphid), 1070 nucleotides. RefSeq lists its product as uncharacterized. The coding region runs from base 324 to 1070 and encodes 248 amino acids. The transcript is spliced from 4 exons. Lineage: Eukaryota; Metazoa; Arthropoda; Insecta; Hemiptera; Aphididae. The record is from RefSeq and is a predicted model, not a curated record.
UUUAAUUUAUCUUUUAUUGUUCCUGAAAAAUUAAUAUUAUUUAUAUUAUAUUAAUAAGGCACAUACCAGUGGCAUGUCAUAGGGUUCACAAUAUGUUGUGCACAAAAAUUUUACCCCUAGAUGUACAAUCAAAAACUAAACAACAUAAAAUAACAGUUUGUUUUAAAACAUCCACAUUCUUUGAAUAAACUUCUUUUAAAUUUGGUAUUAGCCUACCUUCUUUUUCAUUUUCACCUUUUUCCAAGAGGAGGUUAUGUUAAUUUAACUAAGAAUAUAACAUAUUUUACUUGAUUACAUGAUGAAUAUCUAUAUAAUAUUAAAUUAUGAUUUUAGACCAUGCUACAAGUUCUAGUUCAUCAACCACAUCAUCACCCACAUCAAAAUUUAAAAGGUUGCCAUCAGCAACAACAAAAAUUAUUAAUUUACCAAAUGAAAAGAUACAGUCUUCCACAAAUUUAAAGAUUGAUGCACUUCAAGGUUAUAAAAAAGGUACGUCAGCUUCAGAAGCAGUUACUAAAGCUCAAUUAGAAUCUACCAGACGAAGUAUAGAGUACAGAAUAACACAAGAGGCCAAAAUAACGAGACACUUGUUUGCAGCCCAUAAUAAUGUUGGAGAUAUUGAUAAAAUAAUGAAUGAUGAACAAAUAAAUGACAUGCCUAAAUUGAAUUUGGAAGAUUUUCAGGAUUUUGAUACUCAAUUGAAAACUAACCUGGAGCUAAUAAAGAAACUGAAAUGUUUUAUGUUGAUAAACAUCAAAAGUGGAUUGAAAGUGACAGAGAAUUUAACUGCGGUUAUGCCGCGUAUAAUGUCUAAAGAUGUUCAACUUUUAUUCAGUGGUUUUGGGAGAGAGACCAAUGGUUGUAAAAAACUGAAUUUUUCGGCAACACAGACAUACAAAUACUUACUAGAAGUCAUUACUACUAAAGAUCCGAAUCUAAAAAUCAAGGAUAUAUCAAGUCAAUUAAGUCGAUGGUUUUCGGGCGCCAAAGAUCGGGAAGGUGGGAAGAAAGAAAGGCAAUAUUAUAAAAUGAAGAAAUCCAGCGAAAGUACAGAAGAUAAAAUUCAAUAA